Molecule: messenger RNA, 1383 nt
Organism: Xiphophorus couchianus (Monterrey platyfish)
Lineage: Eukaryota; Metazoa; Chordata; Actinopteri; Cyprinodontiformes; Poeciliidae
Product: L-selectin-like
Exons: 5
Coding region: 577-1200 (207 amino acids)
Source: RefSeq, a predicted model, not a curated record
GCUACGUGAUGUCACCAGCUGACCGUGUGAAUGUGUUGGUGCUGCUCUGUUAUGAGACACAAAGGGUGAUGCAGCUGGGUUGGUGUGGAAGUUCUUCCAUCUUCAUACUUUUGGUCAGACUUCGAGGUGUGGCCACGCCCACAUGCUGUAGUCACGCCCACAUGCUGUAGUCACGCCCAAAUGCUGCGGCCACGCCCACAUGCUGUAGUCACGCCCACAUAUUGCGGCCACGCCCACAUGCUGUGAAGCUAAAAACUUUUGAUAACUUUGAUACAUCAGAUUAAAACAGAUUUUUAGAAAUAUUUCCUGUUAAUUCUAGAAAAUGUGAAUUGGACACAUGGAUGGAGUCGAGUAUUAGCUUAGGCUCAACAUCCCACCAGCAGAGAGGGAGGGACUGAUUCGUCAGGGAAACGAAAACGCCUGAGUUUCAUGACCUUCACUAUGUAAAUAAAAGUGUUUUGAGUUUGUUUGACAUGAAAAUGAUGCUUCACAGAAAAUGCAAAUGCUGUUUGUUUUUGUACAUAAGUGAUGUACAAUGAAACAGUUUCAGCCAGAACAGCAAACAGCCGAUGACACAUGGAGAACUUUAUCCUGUUCUUCGCUGCUGCAUCAGCAGUGUGCGCCGUCUCUUCACUUCCUGCACGAAAAUACCACUUUGUUUACGACCCAAAGAGCUGGUCCGACGCUCGGACGUUCUGCAGACAGCGCUACACAGACCUGGCAACCAUCGACAACAUGGCCGACGUCGACGUCCUCAACAACAUGGCCGACUUAAAGCAGAUGGUCUACUCCCAGUUCAGCUACAGAGCCUGGAUCGGACUCUACAACAACGCCGGCCAGUGGAAGUGGGCGGACGGAAGCAAGUUCCUGUUCACACACUGGAAAUCUGGAAAACCCGACAAAAGCACCGACACCAGCGUCUGUGCAGUGGCGUAUUUCCAAGAGUCAGGAAGCUGGGAGGACGAGUACUGCGACAUUAAGAGAGCGUUUAUUUGUUACGAAGCUCCAGUAAAACUGAAGGUUCUGGAAGUGAAGCUGGUCAGAACCUCCAGUCUGGACCUGGAAGAGCCUGCAGUGCUGGCAGACCUGCUGAAGCAGCAGGAGGUGAAGCUGCAGCAGCAGGCAGGAAGCCCACAGGUCAAAGUUCACUUUAGGAGGAAGGAGGACGGGAAGAUUUUCCACAAACUAGACGACGUUUAGUUCUGGAUCAAACUGCUCAACAUUUAUUUAGUAAUAUUUAGUAUUUUGAAGAUCAGAUUCGUUGGGUUGUAGUUCCGUUUGUGUCGGAUCGUUUUCUGAAGUAGAAUAAAUGUGCAGAAAUAUGAAACUGCAGCUGUGGGGGAUUUUAACUGUAAUGAGGAGCCGAUUGGCUGUUUGACUCUA